ACAGCGUAUCAAAAGUAUACAUAUGCUUGAUUCUUUCUGUGUUCUACAGUUGCAUUAACCACACUUUUCGAGAAAACCAAGCAAUAUGAAAGUAGCAUUUAUUGUUGUGGCUGUUUGUAUUGGGAUUCUUUACGGGAAAAGCAAGACCAGAGAGAUACCAGAACAAGACAUUCAACUGGCUGCGAUGGCAAUUGGGAAGUGGCUCUGCAUGCUCUCUGACGUCGACGGGAACGGCAUUCUGGAUGAAAAGCAGGCUUUGAUCGAUUCCACAGACGAGGAUGGGGACGGAAUAUCAACACGUGACGAAUUUGCAAGAAGCUGGUCCAAGAAAAACGAAAAACUACAUGACAAUUGGAGUCUCACAGUAUUUGACUGGGUCGAUACGAAUGAUGACGGAUUGUUAACUAUGGAAGACGAAUUCCUAGAUAGACACCAUGAUCCAGUAACUGGAGUGUUUCUUUUAAAGGACUGUAUUAUGCUUUGUACGAAUCAUUUUCUGCAAGAUAUAAAGAAGCUUAAAGAGGAAAUCACGGAGCAAGAAAACAAGGGUGUUCUCCAAUUAAGUGGUAAUGUGUAG
Molecule: messenger RNA, 577 nt
Organism: Lingula anatina
Lineage: Eukaryota; Metazoa; Brachiopoda; Lingulata; Lingulida; Lingulidae
Source: RefSeq, a predicted model, not a curated record